Miscanthus lutarioriparius is the source of this 2691-nucleotide messenger RNA. NCBI's taxonomy places the organism in Eukaryota, Viridiplantae, Streptophyta, Magnoliopsida, Poales, Poaceae. The record is from the annotation of a GenBank genome assembly.
AUGACAAGUGCUGCUCCAAGGCUUGGUAGCACUCUACACCUGUUCUUCCUCUUAUCCUUCUCCUUGGCACUCCUGUGCUGCAUUGCCGUGUGCAAUGCCGCCGCCGAUGAGGCCGCGGCGUUGCUUGCCAUCAAGGCGUCGCUCGUCGACCCCUUGGGUAAGCUCGGGGGCUGGAAUUCGGCGUCGGCCUCGUCACAUUGUACAUGGGACGGAGCGCGUUGCAAUGCCCGGGGCGUGGUCACCGGCCUCAACCUCGCCGGCAUGAACCUGAGCGGCACCAUCCCCGACGACAUCCUCGGCCUCACCGGGCUCACCUCGAUCGUCCUGCAGAGCAAUGCGUUCGAGCACGAGCUUCCGCUGGUGCUCGUGUCCAUUCCGACGCUCCAGGAGUUGGAUAUCAGCGACAACAACUUCGCCGGCCACUUCCCCGCCGGCGUCGGUGCACUCGCCUUGUUGACAUCCCUCAACGCGUCGGGCAACAACUUCGCCGGCCCGCUCCCGGCCGACAUCGGCAAUGCCACCGCGCUCGAGACGCUCGACUUCAGGGGUGGCUACUUCUCCGGCACGAUCCCGAAGUCCUACGGCAAGCUCCGCAAGCUCAAGUUCUUGGGCCUCUCCGGCAACAACCUCGGCGGCGCUCUCCCAGCCGAACUGUUCGAGAUGUCCGCAUUGGAGCAGCUCAUCAUUGGCUAUAAUGAGUUCACAGGCGCGAUCCCGGCCGCAAUUGGCAACCUCGCCAACCUCCAGUAUCUCGACCUGGCGAUCGGCAAACUGGAAGGCCCCAUCCCGCCGGAGCUCGGCCGGCUGUCGUACCUCAACACUGUCUACCUCUACAAGAACAACAUUGGCGGCCCGAUACCCAAGGAGAUCGGCAACCUCACCUCCCUCGUCAUGCUGGACAUCUCCGACAACGCCCUCACCGGCACGAUUCCGGUGGAGCUGGGGCAGCUCGCCAACCUGCAGUUGCUCAACCUCAUGUGCAACAGGCUCAAGGGCGGCAUCCCGGCGGCCAUCGGCGACCUCCCCAAGCUGGAGGUGUUGGAGCUGUGGAACAACUCCCUCACAGGCCCGCUGCCGCCGUCGCUCGGCAGCUCGCAGCCGCUGCAGUGGCUCGACGUGUCGACGAACGCCUUGUCCGGACCGGUGCCGGCCGGCCUCUGCGACAGCGGCAACCUGACGAAGCUGAUCCUGUUCAACAAUGUCUUCACAGGCCCGAUUCCGGCGGGCUUGACCACGUGCUCGUCGCUUGUCCGCGUGCGCGCUCACAACAAUCGGCUCAACGGCACGGUGCCCGCGGGGCUCGGCCGGCUCCCGCGGCUGCAGCGUCUCGAGCUCGCCGGCAACGAGCUGUCCGGGGAGAUCCCAGACGACCUGCCGCUCUCGACGUCGCUCUCCUUCAUCGACCUCUCGCACAACCAGCUGCGGUCCGCGCUGCCGUCAAACAUCCUGUCCAUCCGGACGCUGCAAACGUUCGCGGCGGCCGACAACGAGCUGACCGGCGGUGUACCGGACGAGAUUAGCGAUUGCCCAUCUCUGUCCGCCCUCGACCUGUCCAGCAACCGGCUGUCCGGUGCAAUCCCGGCCAGCCUCGCGUCGUGCCAGAGGCUCGUCUCGCUAAACCUCCGGAGCAAUCGGUUCACCGGGCAGAUCCCUGGUGCGAUCGCCAUGAUGUCGACAUUGUCUGUGCUCGACCUCUCCAGCAACUUCUUUUCCGGCGUGAUACCGAGCAACUUCGGCAGCUCACCGGCGCUCGAAAUGCUCAACCUGGCGUACAACAACCUUACUGGUCCCGUGCCAACAACUGGUAUGCUGAGGACCAUUAACCCCGACGACCUUGCUGGCAACCCGGGCCUGUGUGGUGGCGUGCUGCCGCCGUGCGGGGCUACCUCUCUUCGGGCGUCCUCGUCUGAGGCGUCUGGCCUCCGGCGCUCACACAUGAAGCACAUCGCCGCUGGGUGGGCGAUCGGCAUCUCAGUCUUGAUUGCGGCAUGCGGCGUCGUCUUCCUUGGCAAGCAGGUGUACCAGCGGUGGUACGUCAAUGGAGGAUGCUGCGACGAGGCCAUGGAGGAAGACGGGAGCGGUGCGUGGCCGUGGCGCCUCACGGCCUUCCAGCGGCUGAGUUUCACCAGCGCCGAGGUUCUCGCCUGCAUCAAGGAGGACAACAUCGUGGGGAUGGGCGGCACGGGCGUGGUCUACCGCGCCGACAUGUCACGCCACCACGCCGUCGUCGCCGUCAAGAAGCUGUGGCGCGCGGCCGGGUGCCCCGAGGAGACUGCCACGUACGGGUACACGCUGAAGGUGGAUCAGAAGAGCGACAUCUACAGCUUCGGAGUGGUUCUGAUGGAGCUCCUCACGGGGCGGCGGCCGGUGGAGCCGGAGUACGGCGAGAGCCAGGACAUCGUCGGCUGGAUCAGGGAGCGGCUGCGCAGCAACAGCGGCGUGGAGGAGCUGCUCGACGACAGCGUCGGCGGUCGCGUCGACCACGUCCGGGAGGAGAUGCUCCUGGUGCUGCGGAUCGCGGUUCUGUGCACGGCCAAGUCCCCGAAGGACCGGCCCACGAUGCGGGACGUGGUGACCAUGCUCGGCGAGGCCAAGCCGCGUCGCAAGAGCAGCAGCGCCACGGUGCCCGCCACUGUCGUGGACAAGGACAAGCCGGUGUUCACGACGUCGCCGGACUCCAGUUACCUAUAG